Tilletiopsis washingtonensis is the source of this 561-nucleotide messenger RNA. Its product is annotated as Trm112p-domain-containing protein. The record is from RefSeq and is a predicted model, not a curated record. The transcript has 4 exons. NCBI's taxonomy places the organism in Eukaryota, Fungi, Basidiomycota, Exobasidiomycetes, Entylomatales. Gene Ontology annotation, biological process: tRNA methylation; peptidyl-glutamine methylation; rRNA (guanine-N7)-methylation. Gene Ontology annotation, molecular function: protein heterodimerization activity. Bases 30 to 419 code for a protein of 129 amino acids.
CUAUCUCCCACCCACUCCCUCCGCCCGCCAUGAGACUGCUCACGCACAAUCUGCUCUCCUGCCACGCGCGCACGUGCGUGCAGACGUCGAACAACUUCCCGCUGGCGUUCAAGGAUGUGCAGCUCGAGCUCAUCGAGGCCGAGUACAACGAGGCCUUUCUGCGCGGCUUCAUCCCCAAGAUCCACUGGCCGGCCCUCGUCGCUGCCGCGCGGCAGCUUGGCGACUCGAGCUUGCCGGACCAAGGGCCGGAUGUGGGGCAGUCGAUGAUCGACGAGUCGCUGCUGAAGGCGCUGCACCACGUGCUCCUCGAGGUGCACGUCGUCGAGGGUCAGAUGCUGUGCCCCAACUGCUCGCACAUCUUCCAGAUCCGCAACGGCAUCCCCAACAUGCUUCUGGCCGAGCACGAGAUCAGCAAGUGAUCAGCUUGCCUCUCUCUCUAAGCUUUCAGCGCCGCGUUGCGCGCUUCUCUGCCUCCCUUCCUCUUCCGCUGCCUCUCUAUUCGUCACCACACCACUGUAUUCUACGCAUCACAUCCACCGCAUGUCCACACGAUCACUCGCC